CAGGAGUACGCGCGGGCUUUGCGAGAGUACCAGGAGGCCCAGGCGAUCCACGACUCCUGGCGCGCGCAGAUCGGCGACACCGUCAUCAAGCGCACGCUGCCCUGCUUCAAGCAGCUGCAGCAGCACCAGCUGACGCUGGCCUCGGAGCAGAACCGCAUUAACUCGCUCACCGAGCGCGCCAAGCAGGCGAAGCUGCAGUACGGCAAUGUGCUGCGGGAGCUGGAUCGAAUCAAUGUGGCUGUUCACGCUGCACGAAAGGGUAGCUCGGCGCCUAAGGUCACCGAGGCGGCGGCGCCGCCCGAGGCUGUGACCGCCAAGGCGGCCGAGGUCGCCGAGCCGGCCGAGCUUGUCUCCGUGCAGGCGCCCUCGGGCCGGCUGGCCG
Messenger RNA from Prorocentrum cordatum, 382 nucleotides. The record is from the annotation of a GenBank genome assembly. Lineage: Eukaryota; Dinophyceae; Prorocentrales; Prorocentraceae.